CUCGCCAUUCUUAUUUCCGCAACACCGUCGGAAGGAUCGUCGGGAACGAAGCUCCGUCGAUCGGGGUGACUCUUGUGGGAGCUGGCCGGUGCGACCGCGGUCCGAUGCUGACGCGGAGGGCUCUGGACGAGGUCUCGCGGCGCGGCGCGCUGUCUGGUCGCGAGGCGGUGUCGCGGAAGUGCGACGCGAGAGGAGCUCUCGCGUUUAUCGGCGCGGCGUCGGGCGCUCGGGGGGGUGAUACGCCGGAGAGGUCUUAUUCCAGCUCCGGCGCAUCCGCGGCUGAUGAAGUCGGAGCUGGAGAUGGCGCCGGCGAGGGUGGCAUUCGCUAUCCGCGGCGCGGCAGCGAUCAGGGAUACUCGGUACCUUCGAGUAGGUACUCAAGCAUUAGGUUACGGAAUACGUUAUUCAAUCGGACACGUGGCAGUUUGGGUUGGGACCUUAAGGCUACAAAUAACGACAGUGUUUGUGAUGCACGGUAUUUAUCAACUUGUGAUUAUACUAGCCAUUGUGUUGAGAAGAAUACAAGGGAGGGCGGUAAGCUUUUAGGAAGCAUUCCAAGGUAUGUGAAGAUUGUAGAAGUUGGUCCGAGGGAUGGAUUGCAAAAUGAGAAGGAAAUUGUGCCUACCAAAGUAAAGGUUGGGUUGAUAAAAAUGCUAGUCUCUUCAGGUUUGCCUGUUGUUGAGGCCACGAGUUUUGUCUCACCAAAAUGGGUGCCGCAGCUAGGAGAUGCAAAGGAUGUUAUGGAAGCAAUUCGAAAUGUUGAAGGUGCUAGAUUUCCUGUAUUAACUCCUAAUCUUAAGGGAUUUGAAGCUGCAGUUGCAGCAGGAGCCAAGGAAGUGGCCAUCUUUGCUUCUGCUUCAGAAUCUUUUUCGAAGUCAAAUAUAAAUUGCAGCAUAGAAGAGAGUCUUAAGCGUUAUCAUGAUGUUUCACUUGCAGCUGAGAAGGCCUCAGUUCCUAUCCGUGGAUACAUAUCGUGUGUUGUGGGUUGUCCAGUGGAAGGAAAGGUACCUCCAACAAAAGUCGCUUAUGUGGCAGAAAAACUUUAUGAUAUGGGUUGCUCUGAAAUAUCUCUAGGAGAUACGAUCGGCGUUGGUACUCCUGGUACUGUGGUCCCAAUGCUUGAAGCUGUUAUGAAUGUUGUCCCUGUUGAUAAGCUAGCUGUUCAUUUUCACGAUACUUAUGGACAGGCUCUUUCAAAUAUUUUAGCAUCCUUACAGAUGGGUAUUGCAACAGUAGAUUCAUCAGUCGCCGGCCUUGGGGGUUGUCCAUAUGCUAAAGGUGCAACUGGGAAUGUUGCAACGGAGGAUGUUGUUUACAUGCUUAAUGGACUUGGAGUGAAAACCAAUGUGGACCUUGGGAAGGUCAUGUUAGCUGGGGAUUUCAUCUGUAAGCAUCUGGAACGUCCAUCUUCGAAGACCGCAACUGCCCUAAGCACAAGCACAGCUCAUGUGUCUAAGCUUUAAGGUACUCGAGAAAGCCGACACAUACAUUGUUCACUUUCAAAAUUCGAGCUGCGAUAACUGUACUGCGAUACAUAAAGCAGGGGCAAAUUCCCCAUUUCAUUUAAAUUUCUAUUCUGGCAUGGACUGUUUCCCCAACACCUCUCUCUCUUGUAUUAUUUAAAAUACUCGGACUAGUCUGCUCUAAGCUUUGAUUUGGAGAGACAGCGAGAGAGAGAGAGAGAGAGAGAGAGAGCUCCUGCAUGUUACUGCCUCAAAAGCAGCAAAAGGUGUUAGUGGAAAGGAGUAUUGAUGAGAAUGUCGGAUUGGUUGGUGGAUCGGAGAAAGGUUGGUGAUCUACAACAUGGGAAAUGGACCGAAACGAUGACUGCAUUAAACACCGCUUUUAAAGUUCUGAGAACUUGUCCUUCGGCGGUAGUUGGCCCUGAGGAACUUGGGUAAGGGAGGCAGAAGACCGUCGGUGAAUGCGAGGAUGCGAUAAUGGAGGACUUCCGCUUUCUAGCCUUGAAGAACAUUUUCCAAAGAAUUUAGUUGACUAGUGUCCCUUGCGACCAGUUAGGAAAGCUUCAUAGUUUCAAAGCAUUGAUUAUGUGUAAUGCAAGACGGUCAGAACCUUGAGAAUUAUGAAAUAUCCUUAAUGAGUUGCUAAAA
This is a messenger RNA of Eucalyptus grandis, 2111 nucleotides long. RefSeq names its product hydroxymethylglutaryl-CoA lyase, mitochondrial. Gene Ontology annotation, molecular function: hydroxymethylglutaryl-CoA lyase activity. Gene Ontology annotation, biological process: ketone body biosynthetic process; L-leucine catabolic process. The record is from RefSeq and is a predicted model, not a curated record. NCBI's taxonomy places the organism in Eukaryota, Viridiplantae, Streptophyta, Magnoliopsida, Myrtales, Myrtaceae.